This is a messenger RNA of Vespa velutina, 2068 nucleotides long. RefSeq names its product adrenodoxin-like protein 1, mitochondrial (gene Fdx1). Gene Ontology annotation, cellular component: mitochondrion. Gene Ontology annotation, biological process: P450-containing electron transport chain; positive regulation of oxidoreductase activity. The record is from RefSeq and is a predicted model, not a curated record. The transcript has 4 exons. The coding region runs from base 105 to 617 and encodes 170 amino acids. NCBI's taxonomy places the organism in Eukaryota, Metazoa, Arthropoda, Insecta, Hymenoptera, Vespidae. Gene Ontology annotation, molecular function: 2 iron, 2 sulfur cluster binding.
AGUUUCGAAUCUUUUGAUCUUAGUAAACAUUGGACAAAAAGUUCUUUGCUAUUUCUAUUAGAGGGUUAAAGAGUUAAAUAUUACAAUUAUUGUAAAAUUACGUGAUGACGUUUAUAUUACGCUCCUUAACGUUAAAGAGUACAUUAAAAAAGACACUUUUAUCAAUUGAUUGUUUCAAUAAGAUGAGAAAUUCAUUAGUGCAUGCAUCGAAACCGUUAUUACAUGGAGAAUACGAAAUGCAGGAUCCAAAAUCAGAAGCCGAUAUAGUAAAUAUUACAUUUGUGGAUAAAACAGGAAAAAAAAUACCAGUAAAAGGUAAAAUAGGAGAUAAUGUACUUUAUUUAGCACAUAGAUAUGGAAUUGAAAUGGAAGGGGCAUGUGAAGCUUCUCUUGCUUGUACUACAUGUCAUGUAUAUGUACAUUAUGAUUAUUUAAAUAAACUUCCACAAGCAGAGGAACAAGAAGAGGAUCUAUUGGAUUUAGCACCUUUUUUAAAAGAAAAUUCUAGAUUAGGUUGUCAAAUAAUAUUAUCUAAGGAAUUGGAUGGUAUAGUAUUAGAAUUACCUAAAGCAACUAGAAACUUUUAUGUUGAUGGUCAUACUCCAGCUCCACAUUAAAAUAGAUAUCAUGUAUAAAUAUAUUUAAUUAAUUAAUUAGUAUAUCUUAGCAAAUGAAUUUGCUAAAAAAUAUUCAUAAAUUGUAUAAAAGAUAGUUAUAUUAUUUAAAUAAAUAUGUUAAUUUUCAUAAAUUAAUAUAUUGUAAUAUAUCUAAUAAUAUUAUAUGUAAGAUGAUUUAUAUUUAUCUAAUGUCUCAUUGUGAUACAAUAUAUUUUAUUUUUCAUACAGCUGGAUUAUGAUACAUAUUUCUUUAAUUACAAUGAUACAAGAUUUAAACAUUUAUGAUACAAUGAAUCCGUGAAUUAAAAUCUUACUCGUUGAUCUUGCAGCAUUUACAUUGUGAGUGAGAAUCACGUAGAACAAGUUUUUACAAUCUAAUCUCACAUCACUUGAGUGCUGCCACAAACGUUUAACACUUGUUUUACUUUUGGCAGGCACUUUUGCGAAUUAUCCCAGUUUGAUAAUUUUUAUAAUAGCUUUGUGUGUAUUUAUAUGUGCAUAUCCGUUAAAAUUUAUUUAUUUGUGUAAAUUUUUGCACAUAUCACUUUUGCCCACACGCACGCACGCGCGCACACAUGCACGCAUUCAUAUAUUCAUCUAUUUGUAUUAAUGAUUAUUAUCACCAAUAUAUUUAUCAUUCUUGUACAAAUUAUAUUAUUUAUAUUUUCUCCCGAUUAAUUAAUUAUUAUGAUACGACACUUUUAAGAUGUGCUUCAAUUACAUUAAACACUCAUACUAAAUCAUUGAGAAAAUUUAAAUAGGAUAUUUUUCAGGCACGCUUCAUUUGUCAAUCUAUAAAAACCGUAAUACACAUAUUUCUCAUUUGGUAUAGAUCAUCACAACAAACUUACAGAAAAAGUAACUUUUGUACUUUUCUAUAACCAAACAAUUGGUAUUAAUACAUACCACAAGAUUGGUAAUAUACGAAUGAUAUCUAUAAUAGAAAUUAUAAUGGAAUCAAUAUAUAUUUUAUAAGAACAAGAAUUAAUGUAACAAUUGAGUAAUUGCGUGUUAAAAAAAUACUUGCAAUUAUUGUUAAUAAGUAAAUUUUAAAUUAGAAAGAAAAAAAAAGAGAGAAAAAAAAAAAAAGAAAAAUAAGAAAAAUAUCAAAGCUCAAGAGAUUACAUUUAGAUUAAAUAAUAUAUGCAUUACCAAAUAUAACUUAUACUUUCGUAAAAUUGAGAAUAACUUUAUUAUGCAUACGUAUCUAUAAAUAGUAUGUCUAAAGUGCAAAGGUAUGUAUUAUUGUAAAUGAAACAUAGUUUUUUUUAUCGGACAGCAAAUAUUCAUAAAGAAAAAAAUAUUAUCUCGAUUUUUAUCAGAUGAUUGAAAAAUAUUGUAAAAUAAAACAGAAAGAACGAUCGUAUUUAUAAUCUAAUUUAUGAUUUUGCAUGUAUUAGUAUAUGAUAAAUAAGAAAUCGUAAAAAUAACGUAAACAAUUAUUAUAUUAA